This is a messenger RNA of Talaromyces marneffei, 522 nucleotides long. RefSeq lists its product as uncharacterized. Lineage: Eukaryota; Fungi; Ascomycota; Eurotiomycetes; Eurotiales; Trichocomaceae. Bases 1 to 522 code for a protein of 173 amino acids. The record is from RefSeq and is a predicted model, not a curated record. The transcript has a single exon.
AUGAAGAAGGAGAGGCAGGAUAAGGGCGAUGAGGAGAGGGAGCAGAAGUUGAUUCAGCAGCAGGUUGAGAGAGCACGCAAAGCGGAGUUGGCGAAGGCUGCUUCUGCUGCUGAUAAGAGUGAGGGUGGUAGUGGGGAGGAGUCGGACGACAAGGGAAUACUGGAGAGAAAGGAAGGUGAAAAGGUCAAGCUCAGUUUUGGCGCGAAGCCGUCGCCCCAACCUCAAAGCGACGAGAAACCCGACGAAAAGCCUGAAGAAGCAGCACCCGCAAAAACAUCAAUCUCCUUCUCAGCAUCAUCUACCGCAAAACCGAAAAACGUCUUCGCCACCAAACCAACCGGCGUCAAACCAUCGAAUGCAUUCGCGUCCGUCAAGAAAUCAACGUUUGUCCCCCAACAACAAAAAGUGUCACAGCAAGAAAUGAUUAUGAAACGCGAAAUGGAGGCGAUGGAACAGAAGAAGCGCAAAUUUGUUGCGGGUACGAAUGUGUUUGAUGCGGGGAAGAAGCAGAGGGUUUCCUGA